Molecule: messenger RNA, 1674 nt
Organism: Drosophila obscura
Lineage: Eukaryota; Metazoa; Arthropoda; Insecta; Diptera; Drosophilidae
Product: thioredoxin-related transmembrane protein 1
Exons: 4
Coding region: 202-1200 (332 amino acids)
Source: RefSeq, a predicted model, not a curated record
UGAAUUGAACCACUAUCGAACCAAAUAUCAAUUUUCGCAGUCGGCGUCGCAGUUUUUUACUUUUGUUUGAAUUUUGAAUAUUAACUCAAUAUAAAUAGUAUAAUUUAGCAAACAAAGUAGCCAGUUCUAUUCUGCGUCAAUUGCGACAUAUUGUAUGACUGAUUCGUCCCACGCAGAGCACGCAACACAAAAAAAAAACAAAUGCAGCGUAAUUCACAGCUUGUGGCCGCGUCAUGUGUCAUUGUAUUGAUGUUGACACAUGCGGCAACAGCGCAGGCAGGACUGCAGCCAGGUGGCAAGCUAAUCGAAUUGGACGAGGAUAAUUGGCAUUUGAUGCUCAAAGGCGAAUGGAUGAUUGAAUUCUUUGCCCCAUGGUGCCCGGCUUGCAAGAACCUGGCACCCACUUGGGAGCGGUUUGCACGCGUAGCGAAGGAUGUGAAGGUGGAGGUGGCCAAAAUUGAUGUGACCACAUCGCCAUCCCUCAGCGGACGCUUCUUUGUCACCGCCUUGCCCACCAUCUAUCACGUCAAAGAUGGCGAAUUCCGUCAGUAUCGUGGAGCCCGCGACGGAGACGCUCUGCUGCACUUUGUGAAGAAGCAGCAGUGGCAGAGCAUUGAGCCGCUAUCCGCCUGGAAGAAGCCCGACACCAUCCACAUGUCUGUGUUAUCCUAUUUCUUCAAGCUGUCCCACACCCUGAAGGACUUCAACGGGCGCCUGCAAGAGGAAUACGGACUGCCCACAUGGGGCUCCUAUGCUCUGUUUGCAAUCGCCACUAUCUUCGUUGGCGCCGCAUUGGGACUACUGCUUGUUUGCCUUGUGGACUUUGUGUAUCCUCCCAAGAAAUCCCAGCGACAGAGCUUCUCAGAGUCUCAGGACAAUCUAGCUGAGGGCGUUGAAGACCUGGCCACCGAGGAAAUCGAAGAUGAUGGCGAGGCUGACGACGACGAUGAUGAUGAUCAAGAGGAUCAGCAGAGAGACAGCGUCGAGGAAGAGCCGGAAGACGAAGAGGAGGAGAAGGACGACGAGAGCAGCACAAAGGACUCUAACGAUGUUCCAGUUCUCCAGAAAGAGGCCCAUUAUGAUGCCGAUGAGUUGAAGAAGACCGUCAAAGAAGUAGCAAAGCAGGCCGGCGAUGCUGGGCCAGAAAAACUCGAUAGAACAGACCAAGUGCGUAAGCGCAAACCUCACAGGGCGGAUUAGAUCCAGUCGGUCUCAGUAAAUAGACCAGCAACAAAAGACUAACAAACAGAAAUAGAAUCGAGAAAAAAACAGCAUUUUACAAAGCAAAUUGUUUUCACAUAUACAUACAUGCAUAUAUACUUUAAGCAAGACAGGUCCUCUGCUCUGCGCACAAAAGAACAAAUGUUUUCCACAAUUAAUACCAACACCAAAUGCAUAAAAUGUUUACACGUGGUAUGUGCGUGCCACCUUAACAUGUAUUUCUUAAAUAUGGAAUCUGCAAACGAAACGUAACAAUAACUAACUUAAACCUUAGUCGUACACUUUCAUUUUCGUCCCAAAAGCCUUGUGUUCAUAAUAUUUUUCCUUCACGAUAAUGUAACACUAAUUUCUCUGUUUAAGCAUUUCAUUAUGUAUUUGGAUUUGAAUCAAAUUUCAAAAAUGAUGUAUUAAAAUGUAUUAAAAAAUAAAUUUAAACACGAACCGUAAACCCCA